AUGACUUCUGGGAGCUUACGGCUUGCCGCGGUCUCGUUUCUCCAGCAGAAUUUGCUUCUUCCGCUGGUGCUCACCAUGGCUUUUGGUUCGCUUGAACUUAGUUUAGGUUCUAGCAACACCACACUUCUCGCCGAUCACGCUCGAGCUCACGAGCUGCCGGAACUUAGUCGUCUUGCACUAACGUCCGUCGAAGAUACUGCCUACUAUGCGCCAGGAAACAAGGUCCAGCCCGCACUCACGCCAGAUCAGCGAAGACUCAGUGCGCGCCCACUGCUGUUGCAACAACAGUCUGUAGGAAUAUCUGGUGCACAACACCUACGUCUAACCUGGGAGAAACCGGUGGGUACUUCGGAAAGAAAUCAUACAGACAGUACUGACUUUAAAAAAAUUGGAAGUGCUUCCCUGGCAUUUGCGGACACAGGCGACGCCGCUGAUCGGGGCGAUGUCGCUCGCAGCACCGACAACGGGAGGGAGGUGAAGGUUUCGCAGGCGGCCACAAGGACGAGUUUCCCAAUGGUCGAAGGACCCCUGCAACGCAAACUGUACCUGAGGCCACCGCAACUGCCUAGUGACAUUUCAGCCACGGAAAUGUCGACUUUUCUAGCACGAUUAAAAGGGUCGCCACUGUUGUUUUACGGACCCUUCGAUGACCCAAACGAUCCCACAGUUUUGACUGCUGCCGCUCUAGAAGCUUCCACAUAUUGGUCUAACUCUAUUGAGAAUUUGCGCACGAUUUUGGAUGUCCUCUAUACUGGCUGGGAGCAAGUAGUCCUACUUCCUUUCAGCGUCAGAGCCAAACGAUCAUCAACCCUCAAAGGGCCUUCGAAUACAGGGCCGGUGGCACCAACCCCGGGAACACCUCAGCCUAACCCAGCUCCUUCUCCUGGUAAUCCACAACUGGGACCGUCCCCUGCUGGCGUGUCUGGAGCAAGUCCUCUCAUGAUGCUUCCCAGUGAACGUUUGCGGGCGAUGCAAGCGACGCCGAUACAUACACGAGACUGA
Molecule: messenger RNA, 1002 nt
Organism: Besnoitia besnoiti
Lineage: Eukaryota; Apicomplexa; Conoidasida; Eucoccidiorida; Sarcocystidae
Exons: 1
Coding region: 1-1002 (333 amino acids)
Source: RefSeq, a predicted model, not a curated record